AGUAAAUAGAAUCGAGCGCGUGAGUAUUAACACGUUGCGAGCAAGAAAGAAGCAGAUAGAUACACAGAAAGUGAGAGGAAGAGAGAGAGGGCAAAUGGUGAAAGGGAGGGGGAGUUAGAAGAAGAGAGAUUUACGAUAAACGUAUGGUUGCAAAGGAGAGAGAUAGAGAGUGAAAGAGUAAGGGUGGGGGAAGCAUGAGGAAGACAAGACCAGGCGGACAGGCUGGCAGACAGACCUGUCCGAUUCACAACUCGCAAUCCGCGACCGGUGCCUGUAUUUCAGCUGCUAUUCCGCACUUCUACCGCUAACAUACAUUUGAGAGAAUAUCAGAAUCAGAUUCGUACGGCGUAGCAGCAAAAUCGGAUCGGUGUAGAAAACAGCACGCAACGCGAGAGAAGCAAAGAGAGAGAGAGAGAGAGAGAGGGAGAAAGGGUGGGAGGGAGAAAGAGAGAGUGAGAGAGAGAGAGAGAAAGAGUGGGAGAUAGAGUGCGAGAGAGAGAGAGAGAGAGAGAGAGAGAGAGAGAGAAAGAGAGAGACAGAGACAGACAGAGCAAACGAGCGCCGUUACGAUAAAAGAGAAGUUUUUCGGAGCGUGUUCAGAAGCGUUCAAUGGUCGAAGCAGCUAUGCGCCACGCCGUCGUAGGGCUCCUAGCUAGCUAGUUCCAACUACGGGAGGUCUCUCGGGCCGCAGUUACGACCUCGAGAACGAGCGGGUUCACCUCGCGAAGAUGACCAUAAUAGUCUUUUUGAUCGACACAUCGGCCUCCAUGAAUCAGAGGGUUUAUUUGGGCGGGCGGCCCACGCUUUUGGAUGUAGCCAAGAGCGCAGUGGAGACUUUCGUGAAGGUACGACAAAGAUCACCGGAGAGCCGCGGAGAUCGUUAUAUGCUCCUGACCUUCGAAGAUCCGCCCCAGAAUAUCAAGGCUGGUUGGAAAGAAAAUUUAGCGACCUUUAUGAACGAAUUGAAAAACUUACAAUGUGUUGGCCUUACGACUUUAGGUGCCGCAUUAAAACAUGCUUUGGAUGUAUUGAAUAUAAAUCGGAUGCAAACUGGGAUUGAUACGUAUGGUCAAGGAAGAUGUCCGUUUUAUUUAGAACCAUCUGUAAUUGUUGUUAUAACAGAUGGUGGAAAAUAUACGACCAAUAGUGGAGUACAUCAAGAUUUUACUUUGCCAAUGCAUUCUCCUAUACCUGGAUCAGAAUUAACAAAGGAACCAUUUAGAUGGGACCAAAGGCUAUUUUCUUUGGUGUUAAGAUUAUCGGGAACACCGGCCGUCGAACGAGAUACGGGUUUAGUUGCAAGUGAUUCAUCGCCAAUAGAUGCGAUGUGUGAAGUAACUGGAGGUCGCUCAUACUGCAUAACAUCCUUUAGAAUGAUGAUGCAAUGCAUUGAUUCGUUAGUACAAAAAGUUCAAUCCGGCGUAGUAAUAAAUUUUGAAAAGAUUGGGCCAGAUCCUCCGCCGCUUUCUAAUGAGGUACAACAUCAGGAUGAAGAUGAGAACGAAGAUGAAAAUAAUACUAACAAUGGUCCUCGAACUCAGUAUUCUACAAACCCAACAGUACCAGGAAACACAGCAUGGCAUUCUUGUAGAAGAUUGAUUUAUGUUCCACGUUCGGCACAGAAAGGAUUUGCAGUUGGCUUUUGGCCAAUUCCAGAAAGUUUUUGGCCAGACUUAAGUGCUAGUUCACUGCCACCAAGAUCUGCACAUCCCAAUGUCAAGUUUACCUGUACCAGUCAAGAACCAAUGGUGAUAGAAAAUCUACCAUUUGACAAAUAUGAAUUGGAACCUAGCCCACUAACACAGUACAUUUUAGCCAGAAAACAACCAACAAUAUGUUGGCAAGUAUUUGUAGCAAAUUCUUAUAAGUCCAGUGAGGUUGGCCAUCCCUUUGGAUAUUUGAAAGCAAGCACAAACUUAACUUGUGUAAAUUUAUUCGUUAUGCCAUAUAAUUAUCCUGUGUUGCUACCCUUAUUGGAAGAAUUAUUUAAAGUACAUAGGCUAAAACCAACAAACGAAUGGAGAACACAGUUUCAAAAUUAUAUGAGAACCAUGCCUACUUAUUAUGCUGCAUCAUUAAGGAGAGCAUUAACUAGAAUGGGUGCACCUACCCCACUAGCACAAACUCUAAUACCUGAUAAUAUGGAUAAUUCCCUAUCAUAUAGUGUUUUAAAUUAUUUAAAACGCUUGAAAAAUCAAGCUAAAAUAGAGUUUGAUAGAUUAUGCAACGAAGUUAUUUCCAAACAAGUUGCAGCUGCUAAUAUGACCAAAAAUUUAACAAAUUCUAGUACAACUACCAUAACGGAAGGUGUUAGAGUUAUUCCCAGAACACCAUUAAAAAAAGAUUUGGUAUCACAUCCCUUGUUGCAAGACAAAUUCACAGGACUUAGAGAUCAAUUAAAUGAAUUUGGUGGAUUUGUAGUUGGUUUAGUAAAAAAUCAACAACAACAGCGUGGUGCACAGAGCUACCGUAAUGCUUUUGAUGUACCAAGAAAAUCGCUUUUGGAUCAAGUUGUGAGAAUGCGUGCGAAUUUUUUGCAACCUGGAUUAUUACACACAAAACUAUUGGAUGACGAUUAUGUUCAUUCAAUGCCUUUAGCACAGAUGGGAAAUUAUCAAGAAUAUUUAAAAAGGAUGACACCACCUUUAAGAGAGAUUGAAAGUGUACCUGUUAGACAACAUAUGUUUGGUAAUCCUUUUAAAAUAGAUAAGCGGAUGAUGGUAGAUGAAGCAGAUAUUGAUAUGGUUGGAGCAACAUCUUCUACUUCAAAAGGUGGUAUAAAGCGUUCUUUGCCACCUUCAGAUGGGGGAGGGACACCCAUUCCAAGACCACCUCCAAAUAAAAGAAAACCAGGCCCUAUUCCAAAAGAUGUAAUCGUACGAAGACCUUCAUAUUCUCCUGCUAAUACACCUCCAAGUUCUCCAAUACCUUGGAUGGAUGAAACCAAAAAUCAAGUGCUCUCAAAUUUUGAAUUAAAUACUUCACCAAAUUUAAUAAAUGCAAGUCAUGUAACAAGUACACCAUGUGCAAGUUCACAAGAAAAAUUAGUGAACGGACUUGCGGAAAUGCCAACAAUACCUAUUUUUGAAGCUAUUUCAGCCGAACACGUUAAUAAUCAUAUGGAUAGUCCACCUACUUUAACACCAAUUGUAGUUAAUAAUGUUGACAGCUUGAAAAGUGAUGUUAAAAGUGAAAGGAUAGAUCUUGUUAAUGUGGAAAGUAAUAGACUGCCUUCUAACGAUAGCAGCGAAAAUAGUGUAAAAAUUGAAAGUGCAGUUGAAGAUAGAUUGACAAAUCAUGUUGAAGAGAAACGAGAACCGAAGAUAGAAAAAGAAAAGGUCUUGUCGAAAAAAGAAUUAGAGGAUAUAAGAAGACACAAUUUAUCAGUCAGAGAACUUGUUUACAAAGAAGUACGAAGACGGGGAACAAAUCACGCAACAUUAUUUUCGCAUCUGCACCAAAUUCAAGGAACAUUGGAUAUUCGACUUGCAUUUGUGAAAGACAUUGUUAAAGAAUCGUUACGCUUUAAAAGACGUAAUUUAGCUACACUAUUAGAAGAAUAUCUUAAGACUAUACAAGAAGACGUUUGGACAGUGAAUCACAAGGUGAAUCACAAUGGUGCCACAAAAAUAAGCUAGGCAUUAAUCGUCUUGUAAAAAAGGAUUGUUUUAAAGAAGGCAUGAAGCUCUUUUUGAAAUGACUUAUAAAAAAGUCAAUAGAGUAUAAAGCACAUGCUGUGCAUACUUUUAACUUUAAAAAAAAAAAGAAAAAAAAAGAAAAAAAAAAGAAAAGAAGAAGAAGAUUAGUAAUAUUCAAAAAUAAAUAUUGCAAAAUGCUUGAAUAGUAGCAGCAAUUUCUAUUGAUAAAUGCACUUUAGGUGUUAACCAAGAAGAUACCACUCUUUUAUAUCGUUUAAUUAAUAUUUUUAUUUUAUGAGUGUUCAGUUGGUAGAAAAUUUGUUUUUUUGUUGUUAUCUGUAUAUAAUUAAAUACUUAUAUUAUGACAAUAAAUUCUUCCUAAAGUUGGAAUUUGCAGAUUUUUCAACAUUACGAACAGAAAUAUACGCAAUUUAUAAAUAAGACAUUAAGAUUUCUUGUCGGACAAAUCUGAUUGAUUUGAAAUAACAUAAUGCACAUUACAUGAUUUCCUUUUAGUAGAUUAUUGGAUAAAAAAAAUGCAAUGUACAGUAACGUUAUCAAUUACGUGAACACGUUCGUUUAAGUAGGCGUAUUAAUUAUAUUUUAUACUCCAGUUUACAAUUCUCAAUGCAAUCUACACUUCUCGAAACUUUCUUUCAAUUUAUAGUCUUGGAUGCAGGCAUGCAAGACAAUUCGAGGUGUAAAGUAAUGUCUAAAGAUCAAUUAUAUUAUACAAAUACUUAUUUGUAUAGUAUUUGAAUUGUGAUCUGACUUAAUAGUCAAGUAAAAAUUUUUUUUUAUCUGCUAUGAGAAUUGUAAAUAUGACAUAAAUCAAACAAAUAAAGGUAUUCUACCAGCUGUACAGUCCUUAGAGCCCAUAUCAAAUUCAGAAAAAAAAUCAUAUAACUAAAGUUAUAUUUAUUAUCUGAUUAUGAUUCAUAUGUUUGAAUCUAUAAUUUUUCAAAUAAAAUCAUAAUUAAGAAUUCUAUAUCAUAAGAAACUCCAACAUGACACAGUUUUAAGAACUGUGUAGAUUUUGUUAUAUAAAUUAUUCAUGUUAUAAAGUUGAAGUGAGAUCUAAUUUCUGUAAAUUUAUAAAGAGAAAAUUUGAGAUUAUUCUUGUUUAUUAUGCCUUUUCUCCUCUUUAAUGCAUAUCUUCUGUUACAAACAGAGAUUUCAUAGGUGUAUAUUUUGUAUUCAAAGAUUAGUACAUAUUUUAUCAUGUAAUUUGCUAAAUUAAAAAUAUCAUGGAAAGUAGAAACGUUUUGUUGGAAUGAACUAUUUCACCUAAAUUUACUAUGUGUAUAAACCAUCGAUGUAUAUGACAGAGUAGCUAUCGUAAAAACUGUUGUAAGAAUAAGUUUUACAUCUAGCAAAAGAUAAUUUAUAAAAUGGAAUGUAUUAUAACAUUUUCCAUAAAGGGUUGAUAGUGCCUGACGUUAUUAAAGAUUGAAGUAAGAAUGUAUUUAUAUUCGAUUUGCUUUGCAUUGAAGCACUUUCAUAGAACUGCUACUAAUGCAAAAGCAUUCGAAUGAAAGAUCAUAAGUAAAAUAGAAAAUCCUUUUUAAAUUGUGUAAUGUUUAUUAAUAUUUAAAAAAAAUUAAAUAAUGUUAUCAUGGCGUUUUGACUUUCAUAUAAGAGAAAUUUUGUAAGUAAAAAACUGAGUAUGUACAAUAUAUUAAUACUGUACAAAUUUUUACAUUAUCUUUAUGUGCAAGAUGUAAAUAUAUAUGUAAAACUUUGAUGAUUACCAAAUUUAGUAAACUAAUGACAAACGUUAAAUGUCCGAGCUUAUUUAUGAUGUAAUUAAAUUAUUAUUGAUUUUAUUACUCUAUUAAUAGUUUCCAUUUUAAUGUGAUUAGAGAAAAUUAACUCAUGUGAAUUGUUUGUGAAAAUUAUUAAAAAUAGCACAAUCACACACAGUUUACAUAAAAUAAUAGAAAUUUGACCAAAUAUUAUAUAAGUUAAUUGAAAAAUCAUUGUCAGAAUGAUUAUCUUAUUUUGUAUUAACUUAAAUCUGAAUAAUUACUCUCUUUCCAAAAUCUUAGAAAUUUUAACAGUGCGAAGAAACAUAGUAGAAUUUCUCUGGAAUAGAAGAAGGUAAAAAUUAAAUAAGUAAAACAUGACAUAUCAUUGAUGUUUAGCGACUUUUUUUUAUAAAAAGUUUAACUUCAAGUAAGAUAAUCAAUCUGAGAAUUGAUUUGGGGGUCCUAUGUGAUAUAUGUAUAUAGAUUUGAUACUUGUAAAUCAUUUAGCUUUAAACUACAUAGAAUAACUUUUAUUUAUUGAACGAUUGAGAAAUUUAAAUAUUCCACAGAUUAGUUGUAAAUAAUGGAGCCUAGCUGAGUCUAAAAGACAAUGAUGCUAAACGCUUAUUGGCUCCAAACUAAAUGAAUUUAGUAUUAAAAUAUUCAAUUUAGUAUUAAAAUUAAAUGUAUAAAACACAAAGUGCGAUUUUGUAAGAUAUAUGUUAAUUGAAUAACUAUAGAAAAUAUUUGUAGAUUA
This is a messenger RNA of Vespula vulgaris, 6143 nucleotides long. RefSeq names its product integrator complex subunit 6 (gene IntS6). Gene Ontology annotation, biological process: snRNA 3'-end processing. The transcript has 9 exons. Gene Ontology annotation, cellular component: integrator complex. The coding region runs from base 729 to 3638 and encodes 969 amino acids. The record is from RefSeq and is a predicted model, not a curated record. NCBI's taxonomy places the organism in Eukaryota, Metazoa, Arthropoda, Insecta, Hymenoptera, Vespidae.